Molecule: messenger RNA, 2991 nt
Organism: Fonsecaea multimorphosa CBS 102226
Lineage: Eukaryota; Fungi; Ascomycota; Eurotiomycetes; Chaetothyriales; Herpotrichiellaceae
Exons: 1
Coding region: 1-2991 (996 amino acids)
Biological process (GO): telomere maintenance via telomere lengthening; regulation of DNA-templated transcription
Cellular component (GO): shelterin complex
Molecular function (GO): telomeric repeat DNA binding; zinc ion binding
Source: RefSeq, a predicted model, not a curated record
AUGUCAGGCCACAUCGUGUAUGAUGGAGUGCCGCGCACGCACAAUGACGACGAUGACAAUCAACCUCGCGCGACUCUGUUCGCGGGCCAAAGACUAUGGUUCUCUCACGUCAUCCCUCAGCGGCGGCAGAUGAUUCAGAAUGCUCGAAUGAAUGGCGCCGUCAUUGUUGAUAGAGACACCGACGCCGAUGUCAGACUGGUCGACCACCUCAGGAAGAAUAAUGCGCCAGGAACAUACUCGUACAGAUACGUCGAGCUCUCCCUCCGCAAUGGCCAACUUGAGAAUCUCGCCGAUCAUGCUGUCGGAGCACCUUCCCGCGUCUCCCGACCUGUUGGCAGUGCUGUCACAGGCCCCAAGGCGGGAAGGACGCCUUUCACUCCGGAGGACGAUAAGUUCUUGUGGGAUUGGAUCAAACCGUUCAUUGACCGCGGCGGAGCCUGGAAGGGAAAUGAGAUUUACAAGCAGAUGGAAGAGGCGAAUCCGCGACAUACGUUCCAGAGUUGGCGCGAUAGAUGGAUUAAACAUACUCAAUUCCAGAAGAGACAGGUCAGCGCCACUGCUGCUGCUAGAGAGCCUAGCGUCGACGAACCGGCAGCGCCACCGUCGCAUUCUUCGCAAAAGAAGCGUCGACGGGAAUUGCACGAUGACGGGGAGGAGGAACGAGUCAGACCUGAGGUUGAAACGAGUCGGUCUACGACAGUUGCGGCUGGCAGAGUUGUAGACAAGCUGCCUGAGGUUGCUGCUGCAGACCACGAAGCAAGCCACACAGCGUCAACUGUUCCUGAGAGAUCCUACCAAGUUGAUGGUGUGCACGAAAAUGGCAAAAAGGCACAAUCUUCGAAGAGUCUCCUGCCUGCAAGGCCCAAAUCAUUCACCAAAGAGGAAUACGAUGAGCUUUAUGAGCUCGUUGCAACGUUGGCCGGCGACGAAUUUGAUGAUUUUGACACGCCAUGGGAGGUGUUUGCCGAGGAGCGCGGUACCCAUUCGGCAGCAGAAUGGAAGCAGUUCUUUAUGUCAAGGGUUAUUCCUGACUAUUGCAAGAAGAACAGCUUGACCUUGUCGGAAGCUGCUCCUUAUUUGUAUGGGAAAGCUGAUGAACAAGCUGUCAAUACAUGUGAACCGCUCAAUCCCCUGGAACACGAUCAAGCAACACCUGCCACUUCUGAGACCGAAGAAGAAUACCGAUGUACAAAUUGCUUUACAGUCGAAGCUGUCAAAUGGCGACAUGAUAUAGAAGGCAAACUGAUUUGCUAUGAAUGUGCGAAAUUUGUGAGACGACAUGGCUAUCAUAGGCCGUCGACUUGGUCAAUCGGCGAAAGCGCUGCGAACACAGACGGAAACGGACAAUCUCGAACAAGUUCAAGGCGACUCCCAAGUUCAGAUGCUCAGAACGAUUCUAUCCCCCAAGCCAUUCUUCCCCAAGACUCCAGUCUUGCAGAUGGCAGAAAACAAAAUCUCUUGUUAGCCACAGAAGACAACGCCAGCCCUCCAGCGCCUCCCUCAAUUCAACCGGAAUCUUCCUCCACAAGUCGCCCACCUGUACCUAACGAGUCAAGGAAGAGGCUUGCUGGAAGAGGUACACAGUCACAGUCUACGCAGGAGUUGAGCCAAUCCGGCACUCAGAGUCAGACUCUGCACUACAGUCUUCAAGGUGAAAGUUCGAGCCAAACGAUACCGUCGCAAGAUCUGGCAGCAGAGAUCGGAGAGACUCAGUCAACGGAGAGCGACUCGCAAGUACAGCAGUCAUCACUGGCUGAGAGAGACUCAUCUAUAAAAGCCACUGCGGCGCUCGCACUUUCUCCAAAAUGGAAAGGGAAGCAGCCGCAAAGAGGACCGGGAGACACAAGUGUCCAGCAACGCCCUUCAAGCGGCACUACAAAUACGGUACACGGGUCAUCACGCCUCCAUUCCAGGACAGACUCAAAACGGGACGAUGAGCUCUUACAUUCUACCACUCCAUAUGACCCUUCGAAGCGGGUACGAACUGAUCGUAACUACUCGCCCCUCUUUGUCCCACAACAUGACGACAACGAUGAGGAGCACGAACAGAAGGAGGACUUAGAGUUGGCUCGGGAAACAGAUUCCAGCAGCUCCGUCCCCUCAAUUCACCACCAGGCGUCUGACCAGUUCGAAACCGCCCAGGAGUCCGUCCAGGAAUACGAGACAGGACCGGAAGAACAACCUCUGACAUACAAAAGGGCCUUCAAAAAAUUGUCCAAGAUCCUUCAAGACGUCAAUGCCGAGUUUGACAUGGCCCUCAAUGACCUGGGGAUUCCAGACAGGCCCGACGUAGGUCGUGUUGGUGUUUCUGUGAUGCCGCACGACGAAAUCAGCAAUGAGGAUGUCCCCAUGCUCAAAGGAAUAAGUCAAUUCGUCCAUACGCAAAACUCCCCGAAAGUCCAAACCGACGUGGAAAGCCACAGCUUUCUUGAACCUCCCGCCACGCUCUUUCGAUCGUCACGUGGCUCUGGAGACUUGUCGAAACCCUCGGAAAAUGCCAAGGGGAAAGAGAAAGAAGAUGAAGAACAGAGGAUAGAGCAAGAGGAAACCGAAGAAAGCUCCUCGCCCAAACCUGACGGUCACGAGACAGACGAAUGGAUUGCUCUUCAGCGAAGCCUGCACCCACAUGUCCCGAAUCUGGAACCUAUGCUCUUCAAGGCCAUCGAGUCUACCAGUUUCAAUUUUGGACUUGCAAGCGAGGUCGUGGAUAUCAUGCUAGCAAGUCGUCGUCGUGUUUUGGAGAAGCAGCGGAGGCAGAGCCGAAUGAGCGGCGGUGUCGGCGUCGGAACGUCGUCUGCUGUUCUAGCAGAAGAAGCUGAUUUGGAUAUGGAGAGUCUCCUUCCACAGGCUAUGCGAGGCGUCUGGACCGAGACGGACGACUCUCUCCUUCUCAGUCCAGACGCAAAUGACGUGAACAAGGUGUUGGGGAAACAUGGGCGGGAUGCAUGUGAUGCUCGUUUCGUGUUUUUGAGGGAGUUUGUGGAGGAGUGA